Molecule: messenger RNA, 1219 nt
Organism: Lentinula edodes (shiitake mushroom)
Lineage: Eukaryota; Fungi; Basidiomycota; Agaricomycetes; Agaricales; Omphalotaceae
Product: SYF2 splicing factor-domain-containing protein
Exons: 6
Coding region: 148-1026 (292 amino acids)
Cellular component (GO): post-mRNA release spliceosomal complex; Prp19 complex; catalytic step 2 spliceosome
Source: RefSeq, a predicted model, not a curated record
CAACGAGGUGUCGUUGCGAUAGUCAACGUUCACAAACACAAUCAAGUUGCAACUUGACACAAUAUUAAUGAGAGGCUGCGUGGGAAACAUAAUGCCAAAAGAAGAUGCAAGCGUUUAAUUAAACCGGCUUGGUUUCCAACCCCAACAAUGGUUUCUUCAACACAAUUUGAAGAAGCAACUACAGCGAUUGUGGAGCCGACGGAAUCUCCAGAGCGGGACCCCACUGAAGACGAGGAUAUGGAGAGUACUGAAAGCGAGGCUGGGUCUUCCAAGAUGACCAUAGAGGAGAGAAAGGCCAAGAUGGACCAGCUACGAAAGAGAUUGGUUGCCUCUUCUCGAGCAAAUCGUCAAUCACUAAUAGAGGAAAGUACCAAGCUGAAGGUCACAGCUCGUGACACAGCCCGACUUGAAAGACAGAGGAAACUUGCGGAGACUCUUCGGGAGAAGGCUGAUGCCGAAGAGCGGGGCGAAGACGUUAAUCGCGCUAAGAAUUGGGAAUAUACGAUCGAAGAGAACGAUGCUUGGGAGAAAAAACUUGCACGCAAGAAGCGGAGAGCCGAUUUCGAGUUUCAUGAUGAUGCUCAUGCUGCUCGUCGACGGUAUAAGAAGGACCUUGACCUCAUUAAACCAGACCUCGAUGCCUACAAUAAGCAGAAGGAGGUCGCUAUGGGGCUAGCUCCCGGCACGCUCUCCAACUUUAAUCCUAAAGCAAGCCCUCUUUCGUUGCAAGUCUCUACCUCCUCCCUCGAGCAGCAGCUCGCCGCCGACAAUCUGUAUCGAGAUGCCAACACCCUCAUGUAUGGUGAUAACAAGCCUUCUGAGGAUGCUAUCGACAGAAUGGUGUCCAAAAUCAACAAAGACAUCGACAAAAAGGGCAAGUUCUCACGCAAGAGGCCUAAUGAGGACGAAGGGGACAUUACCUAUAUCAAUGAACACAAUCGGGUGUUCAACAAGAAGAUUGCACGGUACUACGACAAAUAUACUACAGAAAUACGUGCUAGCUUUGAGCGCGGUACUGCGUUGUAAUAUCUUCUUCUGGUACAAUUACACUCCACAGAGUACUUACCUGGUACAUCUACAUAUAUGUGUAGUCCUUGUAUACUUACAGUAAAUUAUAAGCAGAAGUAUGUACUAGUCAUCUUCUGCACAGGAUUCAGAUUACUGUCGGCUUCUACUUGAAAAAAAUCAAGCUUCAAGUAGUCAUAUUCAAGUGCUACCA